Molecule: messenger RNA, 623 nt
Organism: Manduca sexta (tobacco hornworm)
Lineage: Eukaryota; Metazoa; Arthropoda; Insecta; Lepidoptera; Sphingidae
Product: abscisic acid and environmental stress-inducible protein
Exons: 2
Coding region: 9-623 (204 amino acids)
Source: RefSeq, a predicted model, not a curated record
AGUUCAACAUGAAUUGCUUCGGAUUAAUCCUGUUUUUCACCAUCUUCACAGGGCAUGGCUUCUUGGUCCAAGGAGCAGAUAGCGAUGCGGUCACUGCCCCUAUCAGGGAGACACGGACCAUCCACAAAAAACGACUCUGCAGGAAGUAUGGCAUCUGCGAAGGUCAAGGAGGUUACGGCGGUUACCAGGGCCAGCAGGGAUACGGAGGCUACGGAGGGUACCCUAUAAACAUCGCCAUCAGUCAGUCGCAAUCAUCAGCUAAUGAAGGCGGUGGUGGAUACGGCAGUGGGUACUACCCUAACAACUACCAAUACAACGGCGGCUACCCCAACCAAGGUUACGGCUACAACCAGGGUUAUGGAGGUUACAACCAUGGACAUGAAGGUCACAACCAGGGGUACGGUUACAACAAACCAUACUACGGUAACGGUCAAGGGUCCUACAACAACCAAUUUAAUGGCAAUUACUAUGGAGGCAACGGAGGAUAUGGUCAAAAGCCGUAUAGUGGUUACUAUGACGAGGAUGGUUAUGAAGGAGAUGAAUAUGGAUACGAAAGAAGUAACAAUGGUCAUGCUGCUGCAGGAGCAUAUGCCGAAGCUGGCAGUAAAAUGAUUAAGGAAUAA